Messenger RNA from Amphibalanus amphitrite, 1592 nucleotides. RefSeq names its product tyrosine-protein phosphatase non-receptor type 11-like. The annotation marks the transcript as partial. Lineage: Eukaryota; Metazoa; Arthropoda; Thecostraca; Balanomorpha; Balanidae. The record is from RefSeq and is a predicted model, not a curated record. The transcript has 3 exons.
CGGCCAGUGCGGCCGCUGUGAUUGGACUGUGAGCGGGACGUCUGCUGCUCGGCGGGUGUCGCUGUGCUGAGGCCGGGAGUACUACCGGACGCGGCACGACCCAGUCUCGCAGCUGCUCGAGUGACGCCCGGAGCUGGCGUGACGCGCUCCGAGUGACGGUCCGUCACCGGGUGGCCUUUGGCGUACUCCCGACUACUACACCUGAGCCGACGAGCUGUGUAUGUGUGUCAGUAGAAUGCCGAGCGGUGACUGGUGGGCUCAGUUUCCAGCCGCAGUGACUUGCUCCCCGGUCCCGGCUGAGUCGCUGGAUGGCUCCGUCCACAGUGUUUGUUGACGGCCGCCCGAUGAGCCGUCUCGGCAGUGCUCGGACUAGUGAAGUGCGCGUGUUCCCUCCGCGCCCGCUGUGCUCUCUGCCAGCCCGUGGCGCUGCUAACCUCUGACUGAAGUGCCGGGCCGAAGUGGGCGGCCAUCAUUGAGGUCAAAAUGAUCGUGAGCGUUAAGUCGCAAAUUGGAACAAAUUUGCUGGCGGCCGACUAACAAGAAGUGCACUGGGCCGCGGGGAGGCCGGGACGGCCGGUGCCGAGUCGCCCCCGACAGGCGGGCUCGGCGGGACGAGUAGGCUGCUCCGAGUUCACUGAGCGUCAGUGUGCACUGUGCCUGGCUCAGUGAGUGGGAGUGCGAGCUAUUGUUAGCUCAGUGAACAGCGCUGAGCUUCCCAAGCUUAGUGAGGGGUGGUGUGAGUUGUCCCGGGCUCAGUGAGCGACUGUGAGUUCAGUGAGAGGCAGUGUGAGCUACUCUGAGCUCAGUGGCAGCGUACCGCGGAUCGGACUGCAGCGGGCGGCAUUUGGAGUGCGCGUGCUGUGGCGUAAGUGCUCGUGAAUCGUGUUCGAACCAACGGACGGCAGCUCAGGCCGGCAGAGGUCUGGCUGAACGCUAGUGAUUGGGUCCAUCCGCCCUCUGCUCAACAAGCAAGUCCGAGCACUCGGCUAGUAAGCGGCGGGUGGUCACGGCACGGCACCAUUCAGCCUACUAGGGAGCACGUCUCCAUUCAGCUCCUCGGUGGCCAUCCCGUGCGUCCGGCGACUGUCCAGUGACUGUCCUGUCACUCCCCGGCGACCGUCCGGCGGCCGGAUGGGUGCCAUGGAGGCGCGCAUGAAGCUCGGCUGGCGCUCGCUGCUGCCGUGGCCGUCGGCUCGACACGCCGACACGGCGCCGGCCUGGAGCGAGCCGUCGGCCGCGCGCGCCCGGCCCGUGCCCACCUACGUGCUGCGCAGAUGGUUUCACCCCAACAUCACCGGGCUGGAGGCAGAGAGGAUGCUGAAAACGCGCGGCUUCAACGGCAGCUUCCUGGCGCGCCCCAGCAAAUCGAACCCGGGCGACUUCACACUCUCAGUCAGACGAAAUGACGAGGUCACUCACAUCAAGAUCCAGAACACGGGCGACUUUUACGACCUGUACGGCGGCGAAAAGUUUGCCACGCUCUCGGAGCUGAUCCAGUUCUACAUGGAGAAACAGGGCCAGCUCAAGGAGAAAAACGGCGAGGUCAUCGAGCUUCGGCACCCGCUCAACUGCGCCGACCCGACCACAGAGAG